This is a messenger RNA of Oncorhynchus gorbuscha (pink salmon), 2298 nucleotides long. Its product is annotated as ras-related protein Rab-37-like. The transcript has 9 exons. The record is from RefSeq and is a predicted model, not a curated record. The coding region runs from base 500 to 1192 and encodes 230 amino acids. Gene Ontology annotation, molecular function: GTP binding; GTPase activity. NCBI's taxonomy places the organism in Eukaryota, Metazoa, Chordata, Actinopteri, Salmoniformes, Salmonidae. Gene Ontology annotation, biological process: protein secretion; regulation of exocytosis. Gene Ontology annotation, cellular component: endosome; Golgi apparatus.
CAGUACCACCUGUGACUAAUAACUCGUGCCAUCACUGCCUGUUGCGUCCGUGCUUCGUUUGAAGACCUAGUUGUUUUCAUUUGUGAAAAUGACAAAAAACGGCCUCAUUUCAUAGGCCUAAAUAACGUUAUCUUCAUUGGACAAAUUACAAUAGCAACGUCGUUUAAUCUGCCAACGCGUAAAGAAUGAUGCGGAUCCGUUCCAACGUUCUGCAUAAAUGAGAAAUGUUUCCGCAUAUCGAUCAUAUUUUCUCCACGAAUGUAGCCGCGUCCUCAAGAGAAUCCCCCUUUAAGUUUUAAGCACGACUCUAUGAUUGCCAUUAGUUGAUUCAGCGUCAAGAAAUUGUUCUUAGAAAGCGCUGGGUGGUUUUGGACAACGCUAAGUGACUGCCGAUGGACUCAUUGCUCGUGUUAACUGGUUUUGAGUAACUGGCAUCUCGGGAGGAACAUCGCGCCGCGCGCUGACAGAUCUUGGUGAUACUGUGGUCAUAGUCAUUGCGAUGUCCACAAAGAAGGCAUCGUUGAAGGAUAAAGAGACUAAAAACGGAACAUCAAAAUAUGUGUUGGAGAGAUGCGCCUCGGUUUGCGAGUAUUUUGACAUUGCCUUCAAGGUGAUGCUGCUGGGAGACUCUGCGGUGGGGAAGACGUGUGUGCUGGUGCGCUUUAAAGACGGGGCCUUUUUGGGAGGCAACUUCAUAGCCACCGUGGGAAUAGACUUUAGGAAUAAAGUUGUGACGGUGGACAACGUGAAGGUCAAACUCCAGAUCUGGGAUACUGCAGGACAGGAGAGAUUCCGCAGUGUCACGCACGCCUACUACAGAGACGCACAGGCCCUCCUCCUGCUCUAUGACAUCACCAGCAAGUCAUCCUUUGACAACAUCAGGGCCUGGCUGACUGAAAUCCACGAGUAUGCUCAGAAGGAUGUGGUCAUCAUGUUGCUUGGCAACAAGACGGACAUGGCCGGAGAGAGGGUCAUCAAGCGUGAGGAGGGAGAGAAGCUGGCCAAGGAGUAUGGAGUCCCUUUCAUGGAGACCAGUGCCAAGACUGGAGUCAACGUAGAGCUGGCCUUCCUGGCUGUAGCAAAGGAGUUGAAGCACAGAGCUGCCCAGCAGCCCAACGAGCCCAAGUUCCAGAUCCAUGAAUAUAUUGCGUCUGAGAAGCAGAAGUCUGGCUGCUGUGGUGGCUACAUGUAGCUGAACCUCUCACCAACUGUUACACCACACCAGGCCACAGUGAGAGAGGAGCGAGAGAGAUACAAACAUCUACGAAGGGAGGGAGGGAAAUAAAGAGAGAGAGACAUAGAGCAGUAGAGAGACAGUCCCCCUAAAAUAGCAUCAUCCGAUAGCGAGUAGUCAUAAAGAGCAGAGCAACCACAUUAUGAAAAAGAGAGCACCUGGUCUGCUCACCACCUACUUGGAAAGCCUAUAGCAACUAGACAACCCUCAUUCUACCCCGAUCAGGAGGAAAACCACGUCAGUGUUUUCAGUUGGAUAGAAAUCCUUUACCAGUGUAUUUAAAAUGUGAAUUUAUCUUUGAAACAUGCUGUGAUCAUUUAGUUCAUGUGUAUCACAUGCUGCAGCCUGUCAGCCUUACUCAUUAUUGCCAUAAGGAAGGAUUGGAAAACCAAAUGGAAUUUCUUGCCCCGAUAUUGCCAUAUUUACAAAGAAAUGAAGAAAUUAUCUGAUCACUUUAAGUAAAGAUGUUAGCUGGAAUAAAAUAAAUAUUUUUGGGGGCUCACGGCUUCAUAUGUUUCACCACAUUCUAUUCAGGACUAAAUGCCAUUAUACAUGUUGUAUGAGGAGUACCCUCUACUACUGCGGUGUCAUACACAGUGUGUCCCAGAUGCGGCCUCUUCCGGUUAAAAUAUGUCUAAUGACAGUCAUUUUGUAAUUAUCCUCCAAAUUAAAAUUAUUUUCUGAAAUGUUGUGGUCAAAUGUUAAUUGAGGUGGUGGUCAGAAGUUCCAGCAUGGGUUUUGAUUUGCUUUUAAACGUGCCAUCCACCAAUGAGAGAGCUCCCUCAGACACUGUUGUUGUGGAGCCUCUAUCAGUCAUCAUUAAUGGAUGUUGUUGUUGUGUCUCUACUGUACAUGGGUUGUUCAUGGGUUGUUCAUGGGUUGUUCAUGGGUUGCAUUGUGUAAAAUGUUCCUUUGUAUUUGGUUCAUUAUGAAUGUUUGCUUAUUGAAUUUGCUUGAUGUCACAAUUAUUGUCACUCUCUGUGGAGGUGUCACAUUGAUCACAAAGUGCCAUGGAAAAGUGCUUUGUUAUCGUACAGUAUAUAAAAACUAUUUUUUGUAAUGAA